UAUUGACACGCGACUUCGAAGAUCAAGUUCUGCUCCGCAAGAAAGCGACUUUGGACUCGGGCUUUCCUCUUUCGAUUCGGCAUCUCACCUUCAUAGAUACUGCAAUAUCUUGAAACAUUCAACAUGGCUACGAACGGUAGUGCUUCUCCCCCGGCCAGUGGGUCCCCUGCUCCGGCCAACGGCGAUCAAACGCCGCUGCCAACGUCUCCUCCACCGACUACGUCUGACUCGAGAGCUACAGCGUCAGCCGGGUUGACUUCAUCAGUGAACGAAAGCAAAAACAUCGUUCGAAGGAAGCUGACUGGCUAUGUCGGCUUUGCUAACCUGCCGAAUCAAUGGCACCGAAAGAGUGUUCGUAAAGGCUUCAACUUCAACGUGAUGGUUGUCGGUGAAUCCGGCUUGGGUAAAUCGACUCUUGUCAACACCCUCUUCAACACAUCAUUGUACCCGCCCAAGGAGCGCAAGGGCCCUAGCCUCGACAUCAUUCCCAAGACGGUUACCAUCCAGUCCAUCAGUGCAGACAUUGAGGAGGCGGGUGUUCGUCUACGCCUGACUGUGGUUGACACUCCUGGCUUCGGCGAUUUUGUGAACAACGACGAGUCGUGGAGACCCAUUGUUGACAACAUCGAGCAGCGAUAUGACGCCUACUUAGAUGCUGAGAACAAGGUGAACCGCAUGAACAUUGUCGACAACCGCAUCCAUGCUUGUGUCUUUUUUAUUCAGCCCACUGGCCAUGCUCUCAAGCCUCUCGAUAUUGAGGUCAUGAGACGUCUCCACACCAAGGUCAACUUGAUCCCUGUCAUUGCCAAGUCCGAUACUCUCACCGACGAAGAAAUUGCCAGCUUCAAAGCCAGAAUCCUUGCCGACAUCAAGCACCAUGGUAUCCAGAUCUUCGAGGGCCCUCGUUACGAGCUCGACGAUGAGGAAACCAUUGCCGAGAACAACGAGAUCAUGUCCAAGGUUCCCUUCGCCGUUGUUGGUGCCACUAACGAAAUUACCAACGCCGAUGGACGCAAAGUCCGUGGCCGCCGCUACCCUUGGGGUGUGAUUGAAGUUGACAACGAGGAACACUGCGAUUUCGUCAAGCUUCGACAGAUGCUUAUCCGAACCCACAUGGAGGAACUCAAGGAGCACACCAACAAUCUGCUGUACGAGAACUACAGAACCGACAAGCUCACUGCUAUGGGCGUUGCCCAGGACCCAAGCGUCUUCAAGGAGGUCAACCCCGCUGUCAAGCAAGAGGAGGAGCGCACCUUGCAUGAGCAGAAGCUCGCCAAGAUGGAGGCCGAGAUGAAGAUGGUCUUCCAGCAGAAGGUUGCCGAGAAGGAGAGCAAGCUGAAGCAGAGUGAAGAAGAGCUGUACGCCCGCCAUCGCGAGAUGAAGGAGCAACUGGAGCGACAACGGUUAGAGCUCGAGGAGAAGAAGGCCAGAGUCGAAAGCGGACGGCCAAUCGAGAAGGAGGGCAAGCGAAAGGGAUUCUCGCUGCGUUAAGCAGUCACGAAUGCCUUGUUCCCUCAUCUCCCUUCUCUACGACUCAUGCCCGAGCCUUGAUGAUGCCCACACAAUACCAGCCUGCCGCGUUCCUUCGCU
This is a messenger RNA of Pseudomassariella vexata, 1590 nucleotides long. RefSeq names its product Septin-domain-containing protein. The transcript is spliced from 5 exons. Gene Ontology annotation, biological process: cytoskeleton-dependent cytokinesis. Gene Ontology annotation, molecular function: molecular adaptor activity; GTPase activity; GTP binding. Gene Ontology annotation, cellular component: septin ring; septin complex; cell division site. The record is from RefSeq and is a predicted model, not a curated record. Bases 124 to 1491 code for a protein of 455 amino acids. Lineage: Eukaryota; Fungi; Ascomycota; Sordariomycetes; Amphisphaeriales; Pseudomassariaceae.